AUGGCCGACGAAAUCCAGCAAAAAUUGCUCCAACGGGUCCAGCGACCCGCACAACUCGAAGCUGCCGACGAUAUCCAGGUACCACCUCUUACUUUUACGCGUUCCGCGUUUCCCGUCUAUUUUCCCUCGUCCGCUUCCUUCCUACCAACCCGCGAGAUAUUUCCCCCCGUUUCGUCCGCCCCUAACCUCCCAGUUACCGCGAGACGUUACGCGUCGUUCGACGUUCUUCCGCGUUCGACGCUUUCUCCCAACUUGCAAGCGCCAUUCCCGAGUAUCGACCGCGACUUUGCCGAUGUCGGUUACGUCCGCCGUUGCAUUCCUACGACCACGCGCCGUGUUUUUCCAUUUCCUCGAAAAGAUGCUUUUCAAACGUUCAAACUUUCCAUCGAGUCGAACGUGAAGCGUUUCCCCGACGGACGACCACGCCUCGUCGAUCGAAACAUCGCGGAGGAAGUUUCCAAAAUGUUGGAGUUGAAAGCUCGAUUGCCAGAGAAGAACGGCGAAGCGGCAGCGGCGGCGGCACCUUCCAAGCAGCACCAGCAGCAGCAGCUUCUUCUCAAAACGCCGAAAGGUACGCGAGACUACGGCCCUGAACAAAUGGCGCUUCGACUCGCGGUACUGGAUAAAAUAGUGACCGUGUUCAAGAAGCACGGCGCCGAAACUAUAGAUACUCCCGUCUUCGAACGGAAAGCAGUCUUGACGGGAAAGUACGGCGAAGACUCGAAACUCAUCUACGACCUCAAGGACCAAGGUGGAGAGAUUUUAUCGCUGAGGUACGACUUGACCGUACCGUUUGCCAGAUACCUGGCAAUGGGGAAGAUCUCUUCCGCCAAGAGGUAUCACAUAGCGAAAGUUUACCGAAGGGACAAUCCGUCCACGACCAGGGCUAGAUACAGAGAAUUCUACCAAUGCGUAAGUCUCUCGACGACCAACGUCGUCGUCUCCUCUGAUCGUGAUCGUGUACCACGUAUGACCGACGAUUUCGACAUAGCUGGACGGUACGACCCCAUGAUACCGGACGCGGAAUGUAUUCGUAUCGUUUCCGAGGCGUUGCGAUCUCUCGACGUGGGACCUUACGCGAUCAGAUUGAAUCACAGAUCGCUGUUGGACGGUAUCUUCGCCGCUUGUGGCGUUCCCAGCGACAAGUUUCGCGCCGUGUGUUCAGCCGUCGACAAGUUGGAUAAGAAUCCCUGGUCCGAAGUCAGAAGGGAGAUGAUCGAGGAGAAAGGCCUCGACGAAUCCAGCGCCGACGAAAUUGGCGCUUACGUCUCGCAGUCCGGUGGAACGGAAUUGAUCUCGAAAUUGAGGGCCGACGACCGACUGACGAGAUACGAGUCCGCGGUAAAAGGGCUGGAAUCCGUGGAAUUGUUGUUCCAGUACUGCGACCUGCUGCGAGUCGCGGACGAGAUAAUUUUCGAUCUCAGUCUUGCCAGGGGGCUCGAUUAUUACACGGGUGUGAUAUUCGAGGCGAUACUGACCGGUGAGUUUGUCGGAGUUUCUCGCUUGAAAACGCAGUCUCGUUUCGUUUCGUUUCGUUUUUUUUCUUUUCCCGCAGGUGACGACGUUGGCGUUGGCAGCGUUGCGGGCGGUGGUCGUUACGACAAUUUGGUCGGAAUGUUCGACAACAGGAACAAGUCGAUUCCCUGCGUCGGUCUGUCGUUGGGUGUCGAGCGAAUCUUCAACGUUCUCGAGACAAGGUUGAACCGGAGAGGAGUGAAAACGCGAACUACCGAGGUCGAGGUAUUCGUAGCGACUGCGCAAAAAAAUUUGCACGAGGAACGAAUGAAACUUUUGUCGAUUCUUUGGGACGCCGGUGUGAAAGCUGAACAAUCUUACAAGAGAAACGUAAAGUUGCUCGCGCAAUUGCAGCAUUGCGAGGAAACCGGAAUACCGUUGGUCGUGAUAAUCGGCGAAGCAGAACUGGCUAGAGGAGAGGUCACGUUGAGGGACGUUGCGUCGCGUGCCGAACUUUCCGUUCCGCGAGCCUCUUUGAUCGAAGAGAUAAGGAAAAGGCUGUGAAGGCUGCGCACAUAUACAACGGAUCGCUUCCACUGUUGAUCUAUAUGGUUGAAUACGGUACCGUGCCUGACGCGGUGAUUCUGCGAUCCUACGUUCGUCCGUUCGUCGUCGAGCGUAAUUUUUUACCUUUGUUCUGCGUUGCGCGACGACGCUUCGACGCGAGCGAACGGAGCGAAAGAAUUUUGCGUUCCUGUGUAAACUCGAUCGUGCGUGAUUAAUUUGUCGUUUGAUCGUCGAACGAUCGAAUAAAGGUAGUACGUACGUGGAUGUCGAACGUACCGUGUAAGUUGAGAAUCGUAUCGUUGCGCGAUGUCUCGUCUCUCUUGGAAAUCGCUCGACCGUGAUUCUAUCUUCUGACUCGCGUUCCAAGUGGAAGGAAAAGGCGAAAGAAAGAAAAAAAAAAAAACGGAA
Molecule: messenger RNA, 2430 nt
Organism: Heterotrigona itama
Lineage: Eukaryota; Metazoa; Arthropoda; Insecta; Hymenoptera; Apidae
Source: the annotation of a GenBank genome assembly